This is a messenger RNA of Sphaeramia orbicularis (orbiculate cardinalfish), 1547 nucleotides long. RefSeq names its product adenosine receptor A1-like. Gene Ontology annotation, molecular function: G protein-coupled adenosine receptor activity. Gene Ontology annotation, biological process: G protein-coupled adenosine receptor signaling pathway. Gene Ontology annotation, cellular component: dendrite; plasma membrane; synapse. Bases 202 to 1179 code for a protein of 325 amino acids. Lineage: Eukaryota; Metazoa; Chordata; Actinopteri; Kurtiformes; Apogonidae. The transcript has 2 exons. The record is from RefSeq and is a predicted model, not a curated record.
UCACAAGGAAGUGGUUUGGUGGUUUAUGCUGUUUUGGAACCAGUGUUAGAGACUUUAAAAAGAGUGCAACAUCUGUGGUUUUGUAAACUUUUUAAAACUGCAGAGAAUCCUCAAAGCCUAGCACAUUGAUUCAGACUGACAUCCAGCAGUUCAGACAGCACCAUCUAUCUCCAAGAUUACCGUGGCUCUAUAGGAAACAUAAUGGAUGUAGGUGAAGUGAUGUACAUGUUGGUGGAGGUGCUCAUUGCCAUUAGCUGCUGUGUGGGUAACAUGCUGGUGAUUUUGUCACUGUGGAUCAGUAAGAGUAUCCAACAGCCCACCUACUGCCUUAUUGUCUCUCUGGCUGUGGCUGACUUCUUGGUUGGAUGCGUGGCCAUACCACUGGCUGUGGUCGUGGACGGACAAGUGGACACAUCAUUCAGCGCUUGUCUCUUCAUCAGCUGUGUGGUCAUCCUGCUCACUCUGGUCUCAGUUUUGACUCUCACAGCUAUUGCAGUGGACCGAUUCCUGCGGGUGUAUAUCCCACUCAGGUACAAAAGGACUGUAACUCAAAGGCUUUCCUGGUUUGUGGUAGCAGCAUGUUGGCUCAUAGCGUUACCACUCAGUUUUACACCCAUGUUUGGAUGGUACAACCAUGAAAACUUACCUAAGGGAGACAACUCCACCAUUGUCUGCAAGUUCAUAACUGUGAUCCCCAUGUCCUACCUGGUCUACUUCAGUUUCUUCCUCUGUAACUUCACACCUCUGUCAGUGAUGGCUGCUUUGUACUGCUUCAUCUUUUGUACCAUUCGAGGAAACCUACGAGAGAAACCCGGCAACAGCACCCAAAAACAGUCUCAGAAGUACCUGAGGAAGGAAAAGCAACUGGCAGCAUCUCUGUUUCUGGUCUUGGUCCUGUUUGCUCUGUCCUGGCUCCCCCUCCACAUGAUGAACUGCAUUGUGUACUUUGGUUGGUCGAGUUAUGUACCACACUCAGCUUUCUAUGUUGGCAUCCUGCUUUCACAUGCGAACUCGGCUGUAAACCCAGUUGUAUAUGCGUUCAAAAUAGACAAAAUCAGAAGAGCCUACUUGGAUCUUUGGAGACAGUAUAUGUCACAAGAACAAAAAGAAUUGCAGAGCAGCCAGACAACAGACAACAAUCUACUCAGCAAUACCAACAGUGUACCGAAAAAUGACUGAGGGUACAUCUGCGUGCUCUUAAGUGUUCUGCAUUCAUGACUGUGCAGGAAGAUUUGUUGUUUUUACCAGGCUCAUCACUCAGUUUUUAUCAGAUAGAGAGAUUCCAUGCUGUUUUAAUGAGUCAUUAGCUGAUUAGAUUUAGUGGUUUUGUUGUAAGAUGCAUUUUAUUUUUAUACAUUGCUUUAGCCAUUUCUUAGGUCAUAAAUACAAUGACAAUGUGCCUGCUUUUUGUGCAAUAAACAUACACUUUGCAUUUACUUUCUGUCAGUCAUUAGAACAUUUGUGUACAAUAUUCUUGUCACUGUCUAUUUGAACUGAGCUGGUAUAUGCACUGUAUGUAGUGGAUGCACAAUAAAAUCAGUGUUCUC